UUAUUGGCAUUAGCAACUAAUAUUAAUAAAUGAAUGCUGUUAGUAGAUUACUUUUAAAGAAGAUUUAGAUCUAGAUUAUAUAUAAUUAAAUCAGCAGAGUAGAUUGAUCAUAUGUCAUAUAGAUUCUAGAUCUACUGUAGACUAAAAAAAUAGUUAUCUAUAUUUAUAUUCUAUAACUACGACUAUCAAAGACGCAACUCGACGCAAGUUAGCUACAUUUUAUAAAUUAAAGUAGUAUACGAUCUUAUAAGUAUAAGACAUAAUAAGAUCUAGAUACUGGUCGUACUAUAUGCCUACUAUAGUAAAAGUAAAAUAUACAUUUAGAAAUAAAAUCUAGAUUCUGCUAGACUAGGAUCAUCUAUUCUAAAUCUACUGGUCUAGAGUCUAUUCUAUAUAUAGAUUAAACUUAGUCUUAUACUAAGACAAAGGUCUAGAAUAGACCAGUAAAUAUAAUAAUAGACAUGCAAUCAAAGAGAACUUCAACAAAUCCUUCAGGCAGCUCUAGAUCUAAUUCUACAACAAAUAAGUCAGUUAAAACUAUUCAAUCUAAUCAUUCUACAAACUUGUCUAAAAAUGCAACUCCAGCAUCCAAAAAUGCAGCUGCAGCUAAAGUGUGCUCACCUACAAAACAACAGCAAGCAAAAAAUACAAAAGUUAUAAGUCCCAGCAAAGCAAGUUCAAAAACAGAAAUAGCACAUUUUAUUGCAAGCAAAGAAAAUAAUUCACAAAAACAAAAAACAAAAGAGACUGUUGCAAAACCAACAGAAAAAGAUCUAGCCGCUAUAAAAAUACAAACCACAGUUAGACGAUUUUUGGGCAAAAAAACAUUAGAGAAAAGGAGGAAAGAAAAACAAGAAUAUGAACAAAAAAUGGAGGAGCUUGAUAAACAGGCAUUUUUGUACUUGUGUAGACUGGAGCAAGAAAAAGCAGAAAAACAACAAGCAAAGGAGCAAGAGGAAAAAAGGAGAAAGCAAGAGGAAACUAAAAGAAAGAAACGAUUUCUGGAGGCAGCAUUUGAUGGAAAUGUUGUUAGCAUGAAACAGAUACUUAAAGAGGUUUCUGAUAUAGAUGAUAAAAAUGGUUUGGGCAAUGAUGUCAUUGGAAGAUCUUUGCGUACAAAACAUCUUAUGGCCAUCAUAGAGUGUACUGAUGCUAAUGAAAACACUGCGCUAUCAGAAGCUGCUAAUGGUGGACAUGCUGAAGCAAUCAAGCUCCUACUAGAAAACGGUGCUGAUCCCAACACUAUUGGUCAGUUUAGAAGAACUCCAUUGUACAGAGCAGCAUUUGCCGGUCACCUGGAGGCUACUUAUAUGUUACUUGAAAAUGGUGCAGAUCCUAGGAUCCUUGGUGGAGACAGUCAAAGCCCAGCAGAGGUUGCUUCAGUCCAAGCUGUGAAAGAAGUUUUGGAGAAUUGGAAAAUCGAAACAACAGAGACAUUACUGAAACAAAUAGAAACAGCUAAAGAGAAAAUAUUAAAUGAAGAUAAACAAAGAAGAGAAGCAGAAACAAUGAAAUUAGAGGAGUUUGUGAAUGAACUUGAGACAGAAUAUAAAGUCAAACAGAAAAAGUUGGAGUUUGCCUAUUGUGAACUUAACAAGAGGAUACAUGAGCAUGAUGUUUGCAUGUCUGAAGGAUUUGAUAAACCAGAGCUAACUGAAUCAGCAAUUCAUGAUCAAGAAUUUGAAGUAGAAAAUGCUAAACUUGAGCUUGAAUCAGCCAGAGAACAACUUGCCAAAGCCAGAUUAGCAUUAAGGGAAUCUUCUAAAACUGUGGAUGAGGAGACAGAGGAAGAACUGCCAGGACUUAAAGUAGUUAUCAAAGAGCUAGAUGAUGUAUUAUUUCGUGAUGUUGGAAAUAGAAUAAAGGAUUCAGGAAAGUGGCCAUGUGUGAUUGAUAUUAAUGGACAAGCUGGUACAUUUCUUCGCUACAGAGAUACCAACUAUGUUUGCUCUCUACGGCCAGCUGACAUGGAAGUAAAUAACAUCAGAUUAAGUCUGCUUGGCGCUAUCAGGUUUGGAAAGCCAUUUGUUUUAGACAUGAUGGAAGUGGACAUGUUUGAGACUUGUGUGGAUAUCUUUGAUAAAGUCAUGAAAGGUCUAAUGAACAGCAUCAUGGACAAAACUAUUGUCAAUGAAGACAAGUACAAAACGUUGAUUAAGUCAACAGACGGUCCUGAGUAUGAAUUGACCAAAUUCAAUGAAAUUCGUACCUCCAAGUUUAUGUUCAUCCUGCUGACCAAGAAUCCUACUCCUAGUGAGAAACUAAUGCAAUUGAUGUAUUUAAUCAGAGUUGUAGUGCCAAUAUAAACACUAUGUAAGUUAUCAAGAGUUGCAAUGCCAAUAUAAACACUGUGAUAUGAAUGCUAAAUUGUGCCUUGAGAAUUAAUUUAUGAUUUAUUAAUGAAACAAUAUUACUAAUAUUAUUUCAUCUUUCAUUUAUAUUAUUAAUUUGUAUUUGUAUUGAUAUUCUUCAUCUUCAUGUUUUGUAUUUGGCUGAUGUUAUUCUGUUUUGUUCAAAUAUAUUAAUUAACUGAUUAAGUUAGAGUUAAGAUGUAUAUUGCUCUUAGCUAUUAAUGACUUGAAUUGCAUAAUUAGACCAGUAGUGAACACUAGAGUUAAGAUUUAUAUUGCUCUUAGCUAUUAAUGACUUGAAUUACAUGAUGAAACCAGUAGUCAACACUUACACUCUUUUGUUAAAUUAUUUUUUUAUGAAACGUUUGAAGUUUAACUUAUGAUUUUUGUUUGUUUAUUUUUAAAUAAUUUAUUCAAUGUUUUCUAUGCAAGUCUGAUGAAUAUGUAACAUAAA
Molecule: messenger RNA, 2805 nt
Organism: Biomphalaria glabrata
Lineage: Eukaryota; Metazoa; Mollusca; Gastropoda; Planorbidae
Product: IQ motif and ankyrin repeat domain-containing protein 1-like
Exons: 15
Coding region: 462-2306 (614 amino acids)
Biological process (GO): regulation of barbed-end actin filament capping
Cellular component (GO): nucleus; cytoplasm
Molecular function (GO): protein binding
Source: RefSeq, a predicted model, not a curated record